Sclerotinia trifoliorum is the source of this 1622-nucleotide messenger RNA. The record is from the annotation of a GenBank genome assembly. NCBI's taxonomy places the organism in Eukaryota, Fungi, Ascomycota, Leotiomycetes, Helotiales, Sclerotiniaceae.
GGAUAAGUUAAUACACCACACAAAGUAAAAACCCAACAGUCAACCCAACCCAACCCAGACUCAAAAUGAAACUCACCUGCGACCCAGUCCGCGCCAAAACUCUCAUCUCAGCCUUCCAAUCCGUCUCUGAACGCGUUAGCAACGCCGCCGGAACAAGAAAUGUGUGUUCAUUGCCCCUCAUCUAUAUAAAAUCUAUGUCACACGUGCUUUCUCUGCAUCCUCUCAACCAUGUUUCUAUGAUUUAUAUUCGAUUCACACUGAAUGCUACAUACCACAAGAAAGCUAACAUGAAGUUCAGGUAAGAUUAGUAGCAGUAUCUAAGCUCAAGCCAGCAACCGAUAUCCUAGCCCUUCAUGAACAGGCAAAUGUAGAGCAUUUCGGGGAGAAUUAUGCGCAGGAGUUGAUGGAAAAAGCGGAGAUUUUGCCGAGGAGUAUUAAGUGGCAUUUUAUUGGAGGAUUACAGAGUAGUAUGUUGGUUUCUCUUUACAUGAACACGCAUCUGUUGGCUUGGGAAGAAAAUGCAGUUUUGAGAUAUGGAAUGAGUCACAUGAUACUAUUGCAAAUUAGAAUUUGGGUAUUUUCUAAGCCCGAUUGUGCUUCAGAGCUCUGCCUAGGCUAUUUGAAGGGGUUUUCUUCUGAAAAGUUUCUGAGAAAUAUCCAACUAACCGCAACUGACAGAUAAAUGCAAACCUCUCGCCUCCACAAUCUCCAACCUCUACCUCGUCUCCUCCGUCGAUUCCCAAAAGAAAGCCUCCCAACUAUCCCUUGGACGAUCACUGCUUCCCGUUCCUGCUGAUUCAAGCUCACCUCCUUCUCCCCUAAACAUUCACAUUCAACUCAACACGUCUGGCGAGUCCUCCAAAUCCGGCGUUACCCCCGGAAAGGAGACAACCGAAUUGUGUAAAUAUGUUAUUGAAGAAUGUCCGUUUCUGAAGCUGGUGGGUUUUAUGACUAUUGGUGCGAUAGCUAGAAGUCAGAUGAAGGAAGGAGAGGAAAAUGAGGAUUUCAUAGUUUUGCGUGAGGAGAGGGAUAGAGUGGAGAAGGAGUUGGGCUUAGAGGGAUUGGAAUUGAGUAUGGGGAUGAGUGAGGAUUUUGAAGAGGUGAGUUUUGUUUUUGUUUCUUCGAUUCUUUGCUUCCUUCCUUUUGCCUCCGAUUGUGGAGUUAAGGAGUUGUCGUCUAAGACAUAGAACUAAUGGCUUUUAACAGGCAAUCCGACAAGGCAGCGGAGAAGUCAGAGUCGGCAGUACAAUAUUUGGACAAAGGCCUGCAAAGCAAGAUUUCAAGGUUUUAUCCGAAGUCGAAGGCGAGCAAUCCUAGUUGUGUCAUAUCCUGUCUAAUCCAGGAAAUACACGUUCUUGCUCUCCUCUAUCCUAUGACUACCAUACAACUCUUUUUGCUUUGCGCUCAUCUUGAACACCAGCUACACAAUUAGCGGGAAACAUGCGAGGAUUGUACUAUUACGAGAUCUGUAUCUUGGUGCAGUGUUGAAGAUGGAGUUGAAGCUAUAUUCAAUGGAUAUCGGUAUCGCUCGCUAGAGGUUCAAGAGGUUACAAUUUUAACAUCACAUUCGGAUAGGUACUAGAUGCACAGCAUAUACAUAUAUAUUUAUUCAUCAAUAUAUA